AUGGCGCUGCCCCCGGCCGCCGCGCCCCCCGCCGGGGCCCAAGAGCCGCCGGGACCGUGCGCCUCGGAUGCCGCCGCCGCCGCCGCCCCGGAGCCGCAGAUCGGCCUGCAGCAGCUGUCGGCACUGCGGCCCGAGCCGGGCGGGGUCCCGCUGCACUCGCCCUGGACCUUCUGGCUGGACAGAUCUCUGCCUGGUGCCACAGCAGCAGAGUGUGCCUCAAACCUGAAGAAAAUCUACACCGUGCAGACAGUGCAGAUAUUCUGGAGUGUGUACAAUAAUAUCCCUCCUGUGACUAGCCUGCCUUUGAGAUGUAGUUAUCACUUAAUGAGAGGAGAGAGGCGACCACUUUGGGAAGAAGAGAGUAAUGCAAAGGGUGGCGUCUGGAAGAUGAAAGUUCCCAAGGACAGCACGUCCACAGUUUGGAAAGAGCUGUUGCUAGCCACCAUCGGGGAGCAGUUCACAGACUGCGCAGCAGCAGAUGAUGAAGUCAUAGGAGUUAGCGUUAGUGUUCGUGACCGGGAGGAUGUUGUCCAAGUCUGGAAUGUAAAUGCCUCUUCAGUGGGUGAAGCAACUGUUCCAGAAAAGAUCUAUGAACUUCUGCCCCACAUAUCUUUUAAAGCGGUAUUUUAUAAACCCCAUGAAGAGCAUCAUGCUUUUGAAGGUGGACGUGGAAAACACUAAUUGCUCUCUGUAAAGAAUUCUUUGUCCUUUGCUGAUUGGUUUUGGAAACGGUCUUAACAGGAGGGAGAGUGAAGAGAAGACUUGCCGAAGCCCGAUGCUGGUCAAUUUAGAGUGGGUUUCUGUCCUUGCAGACUGGGCAGUUAGUACUCAAAGUGGCAGGUGGGGUUGGGGGGAGAUUGUGUGGGUUUCUACACAUCUUACACUUGCUUUUUUUUUGCCAAAAAGGAAGAAAGAAAAGAAAAACUAUUUUAUUUUUAGCUUUCUAAAUUCUCUGUUCUUCUCACUCCAUUUAAAAAAAAAAAAUUCCUUAUUCCGGCUAAUUAUUGUUUUCUACACUACCUUUCACUGAGGUACAGCGCUCGGUUUCCCUUUGAGAAUCCCUGAUGUACCUAGUUAAUACGAGUCUUAUGCAGUCAUGACAGCAAAGCCUUCCAAAGCACACUGUUCUGGGGGAAGACUAGCCAGGUCAAACCUGUCUUCUGACUAUUGGUUGUGACAUUUUCCUACAGACUGUGACCUGGCCAUUAUUUUUUUCCCAUCCCAAAGAAAGAAAAAAAUUGUAUUUAAUGUGUUUUUUUUCCACUGAGAGGACACAUACCUUAAAACUUUCUUAAAAGCAAUAUGCAAAAAUAAUAAUAAUAGUCAGUUGGCCUAAACAUGAAAACUUUAAUCACAAUUCAGUACCAGGAUGAAAACAAAACUCUGGGUCCUGAGCCCUCUGUAUCAGGCUUUCUGGCCAGCAUCUCAACCUACCCUUUUCAGUGGGAGGCUUCAAGCAGCAGGGGAUUUGCCCCAGAAGGAAACUUGGCAUUUCUGAGAGAAAAUGAUAAUUUUUAAUUGUAUGAGUUGAGCUUCUUCUCAAAUUCAGCUGUUGACCCGCUUACCAAAUAGAUUCUUACCAAACUGAUUCUAACCCCUUUAGUUCAGCGACUCCCCCUUUCCCGUUCAUAUUGUGUGUUGUUCCUCGUAAUCCAUGGCCUGCAAGGCUGGCUUACUUCCCUUCAUUUUCACAAUGCUGUAGGAUGCAGGUGAUCACUCACUAAGUUGAGCUUCGAGUGAAUUCUGCUGCUAUUGACUACAGGAUCCUUGCUACCAAAGAAAUACUGCUUUCAGAAGGUGGAAACCUUGCAGAGGAUUCUAACCCCCUCACAGCGUUUCCGUUUCCCACUCCACUUAGCCUGGCCUGUUAGUACAUUUUACUGAGAACGGACAGGCCAUUUGAUGAUACUCACUCCUGUUGGCUUACUUUUGGAACCACAGGAACAGUGCAGGCUUACACACUUCUCAAAAGAGUAGUGCAUGUGGACUUUCACACUCAGGAUUUUCCAUUUCUCUUGCAACACUGGCCGGCAGAGAGAUGGGGCUAGUCUGUGCCUCCUACUUGUGUUUGUAAAUACAAUUCCCCAUUCAGAUAUUUUGAAGGACUCUCGUUAACAUCUAUUUAUAAAAACUGUAGCCUCCACUUACAUAGCUAAACACAUCAACCAUAAUAAUAAUCAAUCAUAGCUUACAAGUUGCUUUUUUUCCCCUAAACUUAAGUCUCUUCAGCAAGUUCACAUAUCAGGCUAUUGGAUCCUUCUAGCAAAAUCCUGGGACAUGUUUGUCUAAAUGGUGUGCAAUUUUCUAAACAGUUUUUAAACUUGUUUUCAGAUUAUUCCUAAAGGAUUUAAAACAGUUAUCCUGGACAUGAAUUGAAAUUCCUUUUUAUAAUAUAAGUAUUUUUCUUAUAGAAUAGGGGGAAAGGAUAUAGCUGACUUCAUUAUGAUUGUGAUAUCUAUUUCCAUAAAUAA
Molecule: messenger RNA, 2471 nt
Organism: Jaculus jaculus (lesser Egyptian jerboa)
Lineage: Eukaryota; Metazoa; Chordata; Mammalia; Rodentia; Dipodidae
Gene: Eif4e3
Product: eukaryotic translation initiation factor 4E family member 3
Exons: 7
Coding region: 1-681 (226 amino acids)
Biological process (GO): translational initiation
Cellular component (GO): eukaryotic translation initiation factor 4F complex
Molecular function (GO): translation initiation factor activity; RNA 7-methylguanosine cap binding
Source: RefSeq, a predicted model, not a curated record